AGAGAGUCCACUGAGGGAAGCCGGGAAGGAGGGGAAGAGUGCAGUGUGGCUGUCAGCAUCAAUCAGUUUGGAGCAGCCAGACCAAGAGGUGGUGGGAGAUGAUCUGUGGUGGAUCCCAGCCUCUCUGCUGAACUUCCAGAGGGCUGACCGGCCAUCAGGCACUGAUCACCUCUUUCUUCAGGGUUUGUGUGAAGCUUUGUGUCUCCUCUGACACUCCAGCAACAUGAGCUCCUCAGCAGCCAAAUGCCUGCCAUCGGAGACAGAGCACAGCCAGCGGGCUUCAGAUGUGGACGCGGGGCAGCAGCUCAAACUGAAAGAGAGGCAGCGCUUCUUCGAGGAGGUCUUCCAGCAUGACGUGGAUGUCUACCUCUCCUCAGCACACCUCACUAUCAGAGAUUACAAGAGACCUCCGAUUGGCAGCAUCUCGUCCAUGGAGGUGAACGUGGACAUGUUGGACCAGAUGGAACUGAUAGACAUCUCUGACCAGGAGGCUUUGGAUGUCUUCUUCAACUCUGGGGGAGAAGAGGGGGUGCUGCCUUCCCCACUGCCAGUGCAAGGAAACAACAACAACAAGGAGGAAGUCAUCAGCAAUGGACUUUUUCGACAUGUCCUUGAGGGUCUGGACACCAAGUCUCGCAUGUCCUCCACUUCCUCAAACUCCUCCUCCCACAGCCAGAGCACCAACGAUAAUGGAGGAGACACUCCUGUUGUCCAGUCAGAUGACGAGGAAACACACAGCAACACAGUCCUGCGGAGAGCCACGCCCCCGGGGAGAGAGAAGGUGAAAAGUCAGUCUUUAUCAUCAUCAUAAGAGGAACACCUCUCCUACCACCACCAACACCCUCCACCCCGCAACUCUGACCCCCAAGAUCUUCAACGCCAGCACAGUAGCAACACCAAGGCAGGGGGAGAAGAGUGGACUUUGGGAUGCGAUCUGCAGAAAGUGGCCUCGCAAACACCAAUGUCUUCCACAUACUGGUUCUUGUCACUGUCACCUCUCUUGACCUUUCCUUUGAAUUAUGACUUGCAGACUCGCGUCUCUGUGUGUUUUCAAGGUGGGGACACUGAAAUGUACAUAAAGAGAAAUCUUACCUGUUUCUGUUCUUGUUUUUGGCAUGUUUUAGAGGACAUGGUCUGUGUCCCUGUUUCCUGCAUUACAGGAGCUGUAACCGUUGCAGCAUUAUAAUUUACUGAAUUUUGUAUGGUAUUAACAUGAAAAGUGGUGAGGGAGCAAUUAUACACACAUUUCAUGCAGUAGGUGCAAGGCUAUCAAAAGCUGUGUCAGUGAAGGAAAAAAACCUGCACUCUUUGCUCCAAGCCACACAAUGUUUCAAACCAAACUGGAUCUUCGCCAGGUAAAAUUUUGCUUGCCUGACUCUAAUAAAAUUUGUGGCUUGGAGCAAAGUGGGCAGGCAUUACUUUUUCCUUCACAGUAACACGCAAAGUAAAAAAAUUACUGGAGUGAAAAUUGGGCAGGGAAUUAAGUAUGACCUUUAGUAAAUAUGGUAAUUCAAAGAUAUCCUAUGGUUACACCUCCUGGCUUUGAAAACAACACAUGGUCCUGCAGAUGCAGUUUCUCACUUUUCUGUGUUUAAUAUCAGCAAACAUUUCUAACAUGGUUUGUUUGUUUUAACAAUAAAGAAAGAGAAAAACGUG
Messenger RNA from Myripristis murdjan (pinecone soldierfish), 1656 nucleotides. Its product is annotated as dysbindin-like. The coding region runs from base 224 to 811 and encodes 195 amino acids. Gene Ontology annotation, biological process: negative regulation of protein kinase activity. Lineage: Eukaryota; Metazoa; Chordata; Actinopteri; Holocentriformes; Holocentridae. Gene Ontology annotation, cellular component: cytoplasm. The record is from RefSeq and is a predicted model, not a curated record. The transcript has 4 exons.